ACCCAACUCCCCUGUCUAAUUCCUCUUAUUUAUUUCUUUUUUCUCAACUCUAUUUCACUCCAUAUUUACCUUCCAACUAUCUCCCCACAUACCUUUUAUUCAUCUCCCUCUCUCUCUCCUCUUGUUUCAGCUUGUCCAAAAAGACCAAAUAAAUCAUGGGAUUUGAUCGUAAUGUUUGUGAAACAGGCCUAAAGCUAGGGUUGGGUUUUUCACCAGCGGUGGAAAUCAUUCCGGCGAAGGCCGGUAAUCACAGUCAUCCUUGCCGGCCCAAGGCCGUGGCUUUGAGUUUCGAGCCGUCUUUGACCCUGGGUCUUGUUUCAGGUGACAAAGUCAAUGAUGGUUUUGUUAUUAAGCCGUCUUCAUGUGAGAUAUUGUAUCGGCAAGAUAGUACCGGAGCAUCCUCUUUCUCGAAUGCCAGUGUGAAGAGGGAGAGAGAGCAGCGUGGAAGUGAAGAAACAGAGACCACGGCUAGGGUUUCUUCGAGGGUUAUUAGUGAUGAAGAUGAUGAUGGUAGUAAUGGCAGAAAAAAGCUCAGGCUCACCAAAGCUCAAUCCGCCCUUCUUGAAGAAAGCUUCAAACUACAUAGCACUCUCAAUCCUCAGAAACAAAAGCAAGAACUAGCAAAGGAGCUAAAUUUAAGGCCACGGCAAGUUGAAGUCUGGUUCCAGAACAGGAGAGCCAGGACAAAGCUAAAGCAGACAGAAGUGGACUGUGAGUACUUGAAAAAAUGCUGCGAAACUCUAACAGAUGAGAACAGGAGGCUCCAGAAAGAGGUUCAAGAACUAAAAGCACUUAAAGUGGCUCAACCGUUGUAUAUGCAGCUGCCAGCGGCCACUCUUACCAUGUGUCCUUCGUGCGAAAGAGUCGGCGGGAGCGGCGGCCCUCCCGCCACUAGCGCUGAUAAUUCCUCCAAGGAGACCUUUUCUUCAAUCACUACCCCGAAGCCUCACUUCUAUAACUCCUUCCCUAAUCCAUCAGCAGCUUGUUAAUAUAUAUGAUAUAUAUAUAGGUUAAUUUUCCCCAUAGUGUCCGUAGAUUAAAAAUGGAAAUGACCAGAUCUCCACAAACCCUGUAUUUUUGCUUGAGGGCUGGAAAUGAAGCACAAUAUAUAUACUAUAGAUAUAUAUUCCAUAAAGACCUGAUGCUAGGAUAGACAUAUGUAUCAGUUUUCUCUGAUCUCUAAUUAUGUCAAUGUAAUUAGCUGUUGAAUCUAUAUAUAUGAGUAAAGGGGGUUUUCUUUUCCA
Molecule: messenger RNA, 1244 nt
Organism: Daucus carota subsp. sativus
Lineage: Eukaryota; Viridiplantae; Streptophyta; Magnoliopsida; Apiales; Apiaceae
Product: homeobox-leucine zipper protein HAT22
Exons: 3
Coding region: 156-989 (277 amino acids)
Biological process (GO): regulation of DNA-templated transcription
Molecular function (GO): sequence-specific DNA binding; DNA-binding transcription factor activity, RNA polymerase II-specific
Source: RefSeq, a predicted model, not a curated record